Messenger RNA from Eruca vesicaria subsp. sativa (arugula), 984 nucleotides. Lineage: Eukaryota; Viridiplantae; Streptophyta; Magnoliopsida; Brassicales; Brassicaceae. The record is from the annotation of a GenBank genome assembly.
GGCAGAGAGAAAGCAGAAGAAAAUCAAUCUCAAAACAUGGCUUCGCUUCCUGUUCAGUUCUCCAGGAAUCAUCUCUCUACGCCCACUUUCUCCAGUAGAAACCGCCGCUCCACGGAGCCGAGAUCUUUUGUAUCUCUAGUACAUUGCUCCGCUAGAGAAAACGGAGACGAUGUUCAAGGAAUCAAGAAGAGUUUGUUUCCUGUUAAGGAGCUUGGAUGUCUCGCUUGCGCUGCGCUUUCUGCUUUCUCGCUUACAUUGGCUUCUCCUGUCAUUGCUGCUAACCAGAGACUUCCUCCGCUUUCAACAGAUCCGACCCGAUGUGAACAAGCUUUUGUUGGUAACACGAUAGGUCAAGCAAACGGAGUCUAUGACAAGCCACUCGAUCUCAGGUUCUGCGAUUACACAAACGAUCAGUCUAAUCUCAAAGGCAAGACUCUCUCUGCAGCCCUGAUGUCAGGUGCCAAGUUUGAUGGUGCAGACAUGACUGAAGUCGUUAUGUCAAAAGCCUACGCCGUUGGAGCAAGCUUCAAGGGGGUGAAUUUCUCUAAUGCUGUCAUCGACCGGGUGAACUUCGGGAAGUCAGAUCUAAAAGGAGCUGUGUUCAAGAACACGGUGUUAUCAGGUUCCACAUUCGAGGAGGCAAACCUGGAGGAUGUGGUCUUUGAGGACACGAUCAUUGGUUACAUUGAUCUUCAGAAGAUAUGUAGGAACGAGACAAUAAACGAAGAAGGAAGACUUGUGUUGGGUUGCAGAUAAGAUAGAUGGGAGAAAAGGGUUUUGGAUUUGGUGUAUGUAAGAGUUGAAAUUUGACACAAAAGUACUUUUAAGUGUUGAAGGAUAUAGAACUCGGAAGAGAGUUUAUGAGAUUUCUAUAAUCAAUUCCUGUAAAGUUUGUAACCACACAAAGUACUUUUCUCUGUUGUUCGUUCAUUUACAAUUUAGUAUGCAAACGAACAACAUUUGAUCGCCCAGGUCAGGAUAUCC